AUUUGACAUUGCUCCAGGAGCCAAGGGCGCUGUGUAGAGUUUUCGUAUAUGGGAUAUAGUUGACAUUUAAGUACCUUGUUGCAUGUUUAACUAUUUUUGUAAACUCCAAGUUCAUCUGUCUUCCUAACUUCUCAAUCGAGGGACCGAGUGGGUGUGUUGCAAUUUUCACAAGCUAUUUUCUUUCCAUAUCAAAGAACUCAAAUUAUUGGCAGCCCUUUAGAGUACGAAGAUGAAAGAACUACCAUCAGAGUCAGCGCCACAAGGCCAUUCAGAUAGUCAAGACGUCAAAGACCUCAACCCUAUCGUGCAGUCAACGACGAGGACAAGUCAAAAAACAUUACCGCCCCCCGAUGGGGGUACACGAGCUUGGCUUAUAUGUUUUGCCGCCCACAUUAUGACAGCAAACACAUGGGGGAUUAUAAAUUCUUUCGGCAUAUUCCAGGCAUACUAUGCCGACGGCCUAGGGCUUCCCCCGUCACAGAUAUCGUGGAUCGGGUCUAUGCAGUUCAUCCUCACUACGUUCUUGGGUGUUUUCUCGGGACGCCUGGCCGAUGCCGGCUAUUUCCGCUUGAUCCUCGCCAUUGGCACUUCGCUUGUCUUCUUGGGACUGUUGGGAACUUCAUUCGGCAGCGAGUACUGGCAUUUCAUGCUGUCUCAGGGGGUAAUCGUCGGCUUUGGGACAGGCUUAAUCGCUUGCCCCAUCAUGUCUGUAACGUCGACGUACUUUACAAGCCGCAAGGCCAUGGCGUUGGGUAUAAUGGGUCUCGGAAACGUCACCGGCGGGCUCGUGUACCCUGCAAUGGCUCGUCAGCUCAUACCAAGCAUCGGUUUCGCCUGGGCUCUGCGUACCAUGGCAUUUGUCCAGCUGGCGUCGUCCAUUCCCGUCAAUUUCAUCAUGCGGGCAAGGCUCAAGACUCGGAUCGAGGGGCCGUUCAUCGAUCUGUCGGCACUAAAAGAUGUUGACUUUACCCUCUAUGCCACUGGAAUGAUGUUGGCACAAGCUGGCAACUAUGUAGGCAUCUACUAUAUGGCGCAGUUUAGCCGCACGCAAAUCACUUCGCCGCUCUCGUACCCAGACUCGUUGAACCUGCUGCUCAUAUUCGCAGGGGUGUCAUUUGUUGGCCGCAUUCUGCCCGUCCUCUUGGGAGACCGCUUAGGCCCACUGAACCUGAUGAUCCCCAUGAUCUUCUGCACCGGCGUUGUGAUCAUUGGCUGGAUGGGGGUCACGACGUCGGCAGGCGUCUAUGGCUGGACGACAGUGUUCGGCGUGUGCAGUGGGGCGAUUCUCAGCCUCCACCCGCCGGCGACCCUGAGUCUAUCCCGGGAUCUCCGCAAGUCGGGUGCCCGCAUAGGUCUGACACUUACCAUAAACAGCGCAUCUAUCAUGGUCGGCCCUCCAGUCGCGGGCGCCAUCAUCGCCAGGAUGGGCGGAAGGUAUCAGGGGGCCCAAGGGUACGCUGGCUGUUUGCUGAUGAUGGGGUUUGCGUUGGUGUCAUGUGCCAAGCUUGCGAGAAAACGGAUAAAUGGGGAGAAGUGGUUGGACAAGGUCUAGUCUAGGCUGUAGAGUUGGGGUGCUGUGUCCCCCAAGCUACAUUAUGCAUAUAAAUGCGAAAGGGAUGCCUCCCGAGACUGCGAUUUUCGGGGACGCCGAAAGGAGGAACGAAACAAAAAUAAGAAGAAAACUCGGCGACAGGCAAAAGACGAUGAAAAUAAUACAGCAAAGAAACGAAUAAAUUUACUCUAAUGUACAUCGGUCCAAUUGAGCUGUUGGCGACGGCGUGAAAUGGAUUUAUCAGUAUCAGUAUCUGAUGAAGCAAAGCAAUUGAUGCG
This is a messenger RNA of Pyricularia oryzae 70-15, 1830 nucleotides long. RefSeq lists its product as uncharacterized. Gene Ontology annotation, cellular component: fungal-type vacuole membrane. Gene Ontology annotation, molecular function: transmembrane transporter activity. The record is from RefSeq and is a predicted model, not a curated record. Bases 230 to 1552 code for a protein of 440 amino acids. Gene Ontology annotation, biological process: transmembrane transport. Lineage: Eukaryota; Fungi; Ascomycota; Sordariomycetes; Magnaporthales; Pyriculariaceae. The transcript has 4 exons.